Molecule: messenger RNA, 1781 nt
Organism: Drosophila busckii
Lineage: Eukaryota; Metazoa; Arthropoda; Insecta; Diptera; Drosophilidae
Exons: 5
Coding region: 405-1505 (366 amino acids)
Source: RefSeq, a predicted model, not a curated record
UAUCAGCGUAAAAGUCGAAAUUCUCCACAUAUAAAUAAAAGUGUGGGCACUGUAAAUUUAUUGGCCAUUUCUUGAAUUGCUACCCGCUGCUGUAGCCGUAUAUUUCUUAUUUGUUAUUGUUGUUGUAUUCAAAGUGUGCCAUUAUCGUGUGCUUAUCGAAAAAUAAACGCAUUGCAAUAACAAAUUAAAAAAGAACGAAGAACAAAAAAAAAAUCGCAAGUUAAUUGGCGUUUGUUACGAUUCUAGCUGAAUCGCCGUGUCCGGUGUGCUUAGUUGUUCGAAGCACGUCGUACACUCGAAACGUAACCAACGCCCUCUCUAAUUACCAGUAAACAGCGCAGUGUUGGGCGCGGUAUGAGAAUAUAGGCAAACCGCCAAGAUCACGAAAGAGAAACACACGCAAAAUGUACGGAACUCCAAAGGUAGCCAUCAAACAUUUUGAUAGCCUCAAGCUAUGGACCAAUUGGGCUGGUGCACUUGGCAUGGUGCAAGCUUGUAUUUGGAUAGGCUUAACUAUUACAGCCAUUUUAGCCUAUAAUUGCGAGCUUUAUAUAUCAGAUUAUAUGACCUGGGGCUCCUAUCUGAAGUUGGUCUUCUUUGAUGUUUACUUCCGCGGAAAUUGCCAAAUGUCGACCUCGGAUUACCAAAACUAUAAUACCGGAACUCUUUACACAGUGCAAACUGUAUUCACGCAAGAAGAUAUUUUGAUAUGGUCUAGCGUUUACCUCGGGGUUUCAGUUUGUUGGCUGAUCGUAUCGAUUGUUCUGCUGGCAUGCGUGCGCAAAGACAAUGUCAAGCUCACCCUUGGAGCCAUCUACGCAUGGGUCUGCUUUAUGGCCAUCGUUUGUGCAAUGGAUGUUGCUGCGGGCGUCAUCUUUGGCAUUGACUAUGAUCGCUUCCACGCCAAGGCAUUAACCAUGAAUGCGAACAGCAUUAAUGUGGGGGAAAUAAAUCCGAAUGGUGCGCAGCUUCUUGCCGCUGGCGUUGCGGCGCUCUCCAUGAUGAUCAUCUCCUUAAAAGGCUUCGUGCUGUGGCUGAUGAACUUCGGUCUGCUCGUCUAUCUAUUAGCGCGCGCCUUGCAAAUUGUUCUUGAUAAGAAAGACACGGAAACCCUUUUCAUGCCACGCAAGGAUUCGGACGACAUUCUAACUACACGUGCACCCAUACGCGCCUACGAAGAUGAGACUAUCAAGGUGCAGGCUUAUAGUAACGAAGCCUAUAUUCCGGAAACCCGCUCCACUGCUGAAACCAUUGAGGUCAAUGAAGAAGCAAUAGUGCGUGCAGCUCACAUGUCACAGGAUGCAAGUCUAAUGGACCGCCGUUUCCGCAACAUUGACGCAUUCCAGCAAUAUCCUGCUCCCAAUUCCAGCCGCACUCCACGCCAGCAAUCUCAGGGUCCUGUUCAAGAGACUGUUAUCGUUGCUACUGCAGGCUUUCCAGUGCCCGACUAUUCACCGCAGCCCAGCCCCAAUCCCAAUGGCAUAUUGCGCCAUCCACACUACUAAACCAUAGGCAUAUGCCACCAGCAAUAAUUCACAUAAUUCUCAAAUAAGUACCGCCCCAGUAAAGCAGCUAAAAUUAAGUUCAAUGUAACAAACUUUCGUCGCCACCUUAAUAGUUCUUAUCGGAGCUCAUUUUGCAUAUUAAUUUUUAUUUAUUUAUGUGUAAACAAUGUAUGCAUACAAACAUAUUUAUGUACUUUUAUGGCUACAGACAAUUGCUACUGUAAAUAUAUGCUAUUAAUCUAAAUACAUUUAUUGUUCUUUGCACGUCCAGUCCAA